AUGACGAGGGAAGCGGCGGACUUUUCCGGUUUAACGCUUGGAGAACUCCUGGACAAGUUGUCGACAAACGCCGACCUAAAAUCCGCCCUCCCGACGCUCUUCAAAGAAUGCGGCCGCAUAAGCAAGGCUUUGCGCAGCACCAAAGUCACCAAAUCGGGAACCAGCAACAGCUUCGGGGAGGAGCAGCUGUCCGUCGACCUGCUUGCGGAGCGUCAGCUAAGGAUUUGGGCUAAGGAGUGCCGGUUUGUGAAGGCCAUAAGCAGUGAGGAAGACACAAAUCUGGAGGAAGUUAAUCCUGGGGGAUCCCUCGUUGUUUGCUGGGACCCUCUGGACGGGAGCAGCAUAAUUGACUGCAACUGGAGCGUCGCAUCGAUCUUCGGAAUAUGGCAGAUUGGAGAAAAAGGAUUACAGUGGAAGGGACCAGCCACACUUAUCGGCGCCACAGGUCGUCAGCUGGUCGCCGCACUUCUGGUUAUUUAUGGGCCACGAACGACUGCCCUGCUUUCUGUUAACGGUUCAACAUUCGACCUUCAGCUCGACCCAGAGGAGGGAGCUCCUGUAGUCUUGAGGGGCCCCUGCAGCAUUCUGAAGAAAGGAGCGAAAAUAUUCUCUCCUGCAAACCUCAGAGCUGCCCAAGACCUUCCCGCGUAUAACGAAAUGGUGCAGCGGUGGAUGGAGGAGAGAUACACACUUAGAUACACAGGGGGGCUCGGUCCCGACGUCUACCAAUUGUUUGUAAAGGGUCAUGGGGUCUUUUGCAACCCCGCCAGUAACAAGGCACCAGCGAAGCUUCGCCUUGCGUAUGAAGUAGCACCGAUUGCUUUUCUAGUGGAGGCGGCGGGGGGCCGUUCUAGCAAUGGGAAGUGCUCUGCCCUCGAUGUGGCCCUCGAAAAAAUGGAUCACCGCACAGCUUUCUGCUGCGGCACCGAGGAGGAAGUAGUUAAUUUUGAAGCAGCGGUGCGCCUGUGA
Molecule: messenger RNA, 969 nt
Organism: Eimeria mitis
Lineage: Eukaryota; Apicomplexa; Conoidasida; Eucoccidiorida; Eimeriidae
Product: sedoheptulose-1,7 bisphosphatase, putative
Exons: 6
Coding region: 1-969 (322 amino acids)
Biological process (GO): fructose 6-phosphate metabolic process; gluconeogenesis; fructose metabolic process
Cellular component (GO): cytoplasm
Molecular function (GO): fructose 1,6-bisphosphate 1-phosphatase activity
Source: RefSeq, a predicted model, not a curated record